CCUCCCGCCCUCCCUCCGGAGACACGAGCCGAACUGGGCGUCAGGUCGGGGAGCCGGUCGGGUUCCCGCUCGCCGCCGCCGCCCCCCGCCGCGCCUCUCCCGCCUCGCCGGCCGCGGGAGCUGCAGCGGCCGCUCUGCUCUGCAGCCCGAGUCGCGACACGCCGAGCCCCUCUUCGUCUCCAGCCGGGGCGACCCCUCCCGGGUCCGCCCUCGCCCGGCGAGGCCACCGGAGCCCACAGCCCCGGGCGACCCCGCUCCCGCAUCUCGGCCCCUGCACUCCCCGCAGCCGCCGCACGCCCCGCCGGCCGGAACAUGGACUCCGACUCGUGCGCCGCCGCCUUCCACGCGGAGGAGUACUCCCCCAGCUGUAAGCGGCGCAGGACAGUGGAGGACUUCAACAAGUUCUGCACCUUUGUUCUGGCAUAUGCUGGCUACAUCCCGUACCCGAAGGAGGAACUCCCUCUGAGGAGCAGCCCCAGCCCUGCCAACAGCACUGCGGGCACCGUCGACAGCGAUGGCUGGGACGCUGGCUUCACGGACCUUGCGGGCCCCGUGACCUUGCCCGUCUCUGACCGCUGCUUCAGCCACCUGCAGCCCACCCUCCUGCAGCGGGCCAAGCCCAGCAACUUCCUGCUGGACAGAAAGAAAACGGACAAGCUGAAGAAGAAGAAGAAGAGGAAGCGAAGGGACAGCGCCGAGCCCGUGACGGGGAGCUACCAGGGCGCCCUGGUGAAGCUCGAAGCCCCCGAUGCGUUUGUGGAGCCCCCCACGAGCCCCGCGCUGCAGGACAUCCCCCAGGCCCCUAGCGACCCCUGCUCUGGCUGGGACUCGGACACUCCCUCGAGUGGAUCUUGUGCCGCUGUGUCCCCCGAUCAGGGCAAAGAGAUGAAAACGGAAGGCAAACGGACUGUCGUCCGGCAGGGGAAGCAGGUGGUGUUCCGUGACGAGGACAGCACGGGCAACGACGAGGACAUCAUGGUGGACUCUGAUGACGAUUCCUGGGACCUCGUCACGUGCUUCUGCAUGAAGCCGUUUGCUGGCCGCCCCAUGAUCGAGUGCAACGAGUGCCACACCUGGGUCCACCUGUCCUGUGCCAAGAUCCGCAAGUCCAACGUCCCCGAGGUGUUUGUCUGCCAGAAGUGCCGGGACUCCAAGUUCGACAUCCGCCGCUCCAGCCGCUCCCGGAUGGGCUCCCGGAAGCUGUUUCUGGACUGAGCGCCGGGCGCCUGGAGUGCCGGGAUGGCGAGCAUAGAACUCUGAGCUCUGGUGCGGGCAGGUCCCCGCCUCUCAGGUGCCUAAGCAAAGGGACAGGCUGUCCAUAGCCAACAAACUAUAUAGCCGGUGACCGAAUAAAGCCUUGUGCUGGCCAGAGCUGCUGCCAGAGCUCUG
Ochotona princeps (American pika) is the source of this 1389-nucleotide messenger RNA. It is a transcript of the gene PHF13, whose product is annotated as PHD finger protein 13. The record is from RefSeq and is a predicted model, not a curated record. Bases 313 to 1215 code for a protein of 300 amino acids. The transcript has 4 exons. NCBI's taxonomy places the organism in Eukaryota, Metazoa, Chordata, Mammalia, Lagomorpha, Ochotonidae. Gene Ontology annotation, biological process: mitotic chromosome condensation. Gene Ontology annotation, molecular function: chromatin binding.